AGAACAUGAAGAAUGUUUGUGUAACUGAACCGGAACGAUAGCAGAACGGUCGAACAUAAUUGUCACGACGAUGUCAAUAUUAAUGCAUUGUGGCAUUUUUUGACUAUUGCAUGACGUUGUGAACAUGUUUCCAGUGCCGCAUGAAUAUGUUGUUUUCUGGCAUAUAUUGACCAGCAGGAACAAAGAGGCGCGACGCGACGCGAUUAGUGAACGCAGCUGACCCGUCGCUCGCGCUCGUCGCGCUCUGUGCUGAUGCUCACCGUCUCUGAACGGGUUGUCACUCAUCGGGUUAAACGCUUUAGAAGGCAAUUAUUCAAAUCCUGCAGCACUUCCACCGGAUCCGGGCUGCGGUAUCAUAGCAACAACACCCGAGAAGCGGCGCAACAUCAGCCGCAGUAACGGCGGAGCCCGAACCCGGAGCGCAGAACUCCGGCGCGCGCGACACUCCCCGCAGAAGAGCGCGAGACGGGCGCGCGGUUUGCGCGGGAAGAUUCCCGACUGGAAAUACUGGGAAUAACGAACUUAACGCGCAAAAUGCGCUCUUCUGAAGAGAGAAAGUUUGCGUUUCGUUGCCCGGAUGCGAAUUUAUUAGUCGUAUUUCACGGAUGAUUAAUUGAGCGCCAUCAUGAUCGCCACAGGGGGUCUGCUGCGGAUAUCUGCCAGGAGACAGGACUCGCUCCGUGCGAAGAACCGAGCCGAAAACAAGCGCAAGAGGAAAGAGAAGAAAAAGAGGAAGAACGAAGUGGUCGUGGUGAAAGGAAAGCUGAAGCUGUGCUCUGUAUCUGGACUGGUCGCUGCCAUCGGGAUUCUGGUGCUUCUGGUUGGAGUGGCCAUGGCUGUACUGGGCUACUGGCCCAAAGAGAGUCCGCUUUAUCCAGGACUGAUGAACACACAGAGGACUCACGAGAGCCGAGAAUCAGUCAAUGUGACCAGCAGACCGCCUUGGGAUCUCUUAGAUAAAGACUUCAGGAGCUAUAAUGGCUCCAGUGGGACUGCUGAGCCUGAUCCGCCUAAACUGGGAGCAUUCUCUGCAUUUAUUAACAGAUACUUGUAUUCGGACAAGAUGAAGGUGUUCGGACCUUUAAUCAUGGGCAUCGGGAUCUUCCUGUUCAUUUGUGGCAAUGCGGUACUUCACGAAAACAGAGACAAAAAGACCAAAAUCAUUAACCUCAGAGACAUCUACUCAACGGUGAUUGACAUUCAUAGUCUGCGGAGCAAGGAGUCGGCGCCGCUCAACGGUUUCGUGAACUACUGCCAAUCCAAAGACACCAAAUCGAACGGUUCCCCUCAUAAGGGCUCCUGGCCGUCUCCAGGCUCUGAGCGACACGACGCAGGAAGCAUGAUCCCUUCACGACGUCCAUCUACCACCAUCCCACGAGUCUCGUCUUUGGAAAGACAGAGCUUUACAGACACAGUCUACAGCAUCUAUCGAGAUCAGAACCGAAUCAGCACGGCGGAGCCUGAGCUAAAGCAAUGGGAAACCAGGAGCAUCGUGUCCACUUCGGUCAACGCUUUCACCCUCCCAAUGAUGAAGCUCAACCACCGAGGAGCUUCGGAGAGAAGGGGUUCGGAUAAAACCGGAGAGGCCAAACGAGAGGUCCUGGACGCCGAGGCCAUUUGCAGGCGUUUGGAGGAUCUGGUAGCGUCCAGGACCAUCACGAGGGCCAAAGUGGAACCUGCUCAAACUCAUCCCGAGCUUCUGCAGGAUUCGGUGGAGGUUUACAGGAGCAGUGGCAGUUUGCAAGGAGCUCCUCGCGUCUCUCUGCAGGGUUCCCAGGUUCAGCUGCUGCUGUCCGGUUCUCCGAGUCGCAAGGCCACCGGAUCUCACCUGUCCUUGAGCGCUUUGUCUGACCACUCCAGGUGUGUCGAUCUAGAUAUCUGUCCAUCCACCCCUACAGUGGCGCGAUCGAGACGUCUCAGCUGUCCUCGGCUGGAAGGCCUCAGCAGCGGAGGCUACACCAAACUCGAAGGCCUUGGCGGCGAAUCCUUCGAGUCCACGUUCAGUCGAGAGAGCUCCGUUGAGGUUUUGGAAAAGGACCGGGAGCUUCAUGAUGAGACACAUCGGCAGGAGUGUCCCGCGGUCAGACAGUAUUCAAAGAAACAAAAACUCAUAAUGGUUUCCCAGUCGGACACCACUCUAGAAGAUGUGGAAAUGGACAGUGUGGAAGUUUAACUUCGGUGAUUCGCUGUUGGCUGACAUGCACUGAACGCAAUCAAGACGUGUGUGUUAGAUCCAAAGGUUCUCAGUCUUUAAUACUGCUUCCUCAAGGAAUUACGAGCUGAAACCCGACGGGAAGCAAGAGACUUUCAGCAUGAUAGCACAGCUAUGCUCCUCUAGAUUAAAAAACAACUUUAUACUUCCAGUAGUAGAUUAUUUGUGGCUGUUUUCGUUUAUCGGUGAAGUUUGGCUGUCUGAGCAGCAUGUUUUAUACUGUCAACUACUUGCACUUUUUUUAACCACUAAAUUAUCAAUUAUUUUUAGAAAUUGACUUGAUAGCAAUAUCUCAUUUGAAAUGUUCCCUGCUUGUGUGGGAAAUGUUUAUGUUUGCAUUUUGCCUCAGAGAUGUUAACCUACACUUGUACGCCGUCAGUUUUACUUUGUUUGUUUGAUUUGAGCUCGACUGAGUCGAAUCCUGACGUUAGCUAGCACAGUGGUCCAGUACUGUCUGAAAUGUAAUGUCCAUUACAGUAUAUUUAAAAUAUCAUGAGAUGUCGAAGUGUAGUUUCUCAGAAGAGUUUUGGGGUUGAUUUAUUAACAGUGUGUCUCGUUUAGCCCAAGAGAAAGACUAAUGCUGCGUUCCAUUCAUAAUCAGAUGUUCUUGCUUAAUAUCUCCAUCCAUAAAGCUGUUCCAUUUCCUGAGAGAACAAAGAUCAUGUUUAAAGUGCAAUGAAGGGUUUCCCUCACAAUUCUGACUUUUAUUCUCACAGGGUUAGGGUUAGUUUUAUCUGCCACAAUUAUGACUUCUGAGUUUAUGUCUCGCAAUACUGACUUUUAUCUCUGAAUUGUGGGAAAUUAAGUUAAGAAUCGCAAGAUAUUAACUCUAAAAGUCUUAAUUGUGAGAUUAAAAGUUGUUAUUUACUGCUUCUAUACAAACUAGUGAAUUUUGGCAUCACAACAUUUGCAACAGUUUGAAAGAUUUACCUGCUAUAGGUAAAAAUAUAGAGUUUGGAUGAGAAUAAACGUCAUGAGGGAGCUCUGGGACUCUGGUUAAAGUUUGGAGAGUUGCAAUGGAUGGCUUUUAAUGACUUAUUUGGUAGCAGAGAGUGUGUAUGUUCUCAAUCAGGUCAGGUGAACAUGCACUAGCUAGCAGGUAAAACUAACCAUCACUAUUACUGUUCAUAGUUAUGAGAUAUGCUCGCAUGAUGUCAUAAACCCAGAGUUUGCGCAGGCGUGAAUGGAGCGCAGUGUGUUCUGUGGAGUUUAAUGAUGGAGUGUGUCUUUGUCACAGUGUUGAAAUAUAACGGUAAACUCUUCUGACGCGUCCCUCGUCAGUUCAGUCAUUUCAUCUCCAUUUGCCUUUAACAGAACCAUCAGAUUCUGCUAAUGAAUUAAUAAACCUGAUGAAUGCA
This is a messenger RNA of Cyprinus carpio (common carp), 3570 nucleotides long. RefSeq names its product transmembrane protein 200C-like. The record is from RefSeq and is a predicted model, not a curated record. NCBI's taxonomy places the organism in Eukaryota, Metazoa, Chordata, Actinopteri, Cypriniformes, Cyprinidae.